AUGUGGCUGGACGAGGCUGACGGUUUCGCCGAAAUAUUUAAGGGUUAUUUGCCCUACUAUCUUCUAGUUGCACUGCCUAUUUUUAUCAUUAUGUCCCCUGUAAAUCCAGUGGCUGCUUCUCAUGAGUUUUCAGUCUACAGAAUGCAACAAUAUGAUCUUCAUACAGUACCUCAUGGUUGUCGUAGCUCUAGUUUCAAUUUAGAAGGCCGUUCUUUAACUUCAUGGAGCACAUCACGCCACUGUGUUGUAGCACGUGUUCAAGACAUCACUAUUGAUCAGUUCAUGGAGAUUCGAAGCAAAGCAGGUGCCCUCUUGCUUGUGUUACCCAAAAAUGAUACUGUGCUCUCUCCUGAGGAAAAAGAGCACAUUCAAUUACUUGAGAUGGCUAUGAUCCAACAAGAAGUAAGUGCUCCUGUGUACUUCACUCAGUGGACACCCGAGUAUGAUGACAUUUUACAGGACUUGCAGCAUAGUUUUAUCACUGAUGACAAGUCUGGCACUGCAUUAGAAGCAAUGUUGAAUAGCGUCUCUUCAAACGGCUAUCAAAUUGUGGUAUCCGCACCUACUCCUCAAAAAAUAGACUCAAAACCAGUCACCAUACAUGGAAAACUAGUAGGACGCUCUGGAUCACCUCAGACUAUAGUUAUAGCAGCGCAUUAUGACUCUUUAGGAGUAGCUCCCGAUUUGUCGUACGGCGCGGACUCAAACGCGUCAGGCGCGGUAGCCGUGCUAGAGUUGGCACGUAUAUUCUCGAGACUGUACUCAAGUGCAUCGACGCGAGGUGGACCUUCUUUGUUAUUCGUACUGACCGCCACCGGACACUCGCUCAAUUAUUUCUCUAUUAAAAAAUGGCUGGAGGAACAUCUUGACUCAGCUGAUGCUUCACUUCUACAGGACGUCUCUUUCGCCAUGUGUUUGGAUUCUAUAUCGUCAUCGGGUCCUUUGCGUAUGCACGUGUCAAAGCCGCCUAAGGCUGGUGGUGCUCCACAUUCUAUAAAAGAGCGCGCGGGCGUGCCCUUCACACACAAGAAGAUUAAUCUAGCGGAUGAGACCCUCGCCUGGCAUCAUGAGAGGUUCAGCAUCAGGAGGAUCACUGCCUUCACUCUGAGCUCCUUGCAGAGUCAUAAAGACCCAUCUCGGAGUUCCGUAUUAGACUCGUAUUCGGAAGCGUCACUCAAGAACUUGGUAUCAAACAUUGGUUCGAUAGCGCGCGCUCUCGCGUCACACAUAUACAACUUGACAGACGAGGCGUCUAGUGAAGACCGCGAUCUUUAUGAUCAAGCACUGGGUAUUGAAGAGGUAUCCGUCAAACAUUGGUUCAAAUAUUUAUCGUCGCAAUCGAGAGCGCCGCAUGUAAUCACUACGGGUUCGACUCCACUUUCAGGUGUAGCAGCGGCGCUAGAACGUGCGCUUUCCCGUUAUAUGGAUGUGACAGCAAAUGUUCAUACUGUAGAUAAGAGAGAGCCUGAAUACACGCUGUAUUCACCCACCAGAGCCGUGGUAUACGUUUACAGCGUCAAACCUGCAGUGUUUGAUUUAAUCCUGACGGUAGCUAUUGUGGCAUACCUCACUGUCAUAUACUUUGCUAUACAGUUUUUCCCAAAGUUUUACGAAGAGUACGCCAAACUCGUCACUGGGAAAGUCAAGGUACAUUAA
This is a messenger RNA of Diatraea saccharalis (sugarcane borer), 1656 nucleotides long. The record is from the annotation of a GenBank genome assembly. Lineage: Eukaryota; Metazoa; Arthropoda; Insecta; Lepidoptera; Crambidae.